AUGAACUGCAAUGGGAAUUCUGUUGAAUCAACCAAGCGCGUGUUGGUUACAGGCGGUGCAGGUUACCUUGGGUCAACACUGGUACCAAUAUUGCUCCAACGUGGUUACCAAGUAGUAGUCUACGAUAAAUUUAUGUGGGGGGCGGGAUCACUCUUGGCCCAUGUAGGUAAUCCUCAUCUUGAGAUCGUCCCGGGAGAUAUUUUGGACAAAGGGCUUUUGGCUGAGCACAUGUCCACAUGUGACGCUGUUAUUCAUCUCGCUGCCAUUGUGGGUUAUCCUGCCUGUGAGAAAAAUAAGGCUGAAGCUGUUCAGGUUUGUAUUGCGGGCUAUUUGAGGUUGUGUGUGGGGCUGUGUCAGUACAAGAACCCAUAAACUGGAGCGAGCAACUUCCAUGUACUCAUGACACGGCGUUUUCACGGACCAGUUUACUUUUAGAACGGUUUUGGCGCGAAUUGAGAAUAUCUUUUAAGUCCCACAAAGCAGUCAGCAAAACCUACAGACCUAGAAAUGAUAUUUUUUCGUUUUAAUGACGUUAUGUUUUCCUUUUUGAUAUCUUAUAUUUCGAAUGCGCUCAUAGACGUGGCGGAGAUUCCAUUUUCGCGGGAAAAAGUGCCCUAAAAUGUCUCUAAAAAUAAACUUGUCCGUAAAAACGCCGUGACAUAGGCCAAGUAUGGGAGUUGCUCGCUCCCGGUUAUGGGCUCCUGGUCAGUGUUAGUCUGCUCCACAGCCGUUCUUUGUGUCGUCACGCAAUGCUCCUUCACAAAGAACGGCUUUGAAGAAGAAUNAACUGCAAUGGGAAUUCUGUUGAAUCAACCAAGCGCGUGUUGGUUACAGGCGGUGCAGGUUACCUUGGGUCAACACUGGUACCAAUAUUGCUCCAACGUGGUUACCAAGUAGUAGUCUACGAUAAAUUUAUGUGGGGGGCGGGAUCACUCUUGGCCCAUGUAGGUAAUCCUCAUCUUGAGAUCGUCCCGGGAGAUAUUUUGGACAAAGGGCUUUUGGCUGAGCACAUGUCCACAUGUGACGCUGUUAUUCAUCUCGCUGCCAUUGUGGGUUAUCCUGCCUGUGAGAAAAAUAAGGCUGAAGCUGUUCAGGUUUGUAUUGCGGGCUAUUUGAGGUUGUGUGUAGGGCUGUGUCAGUACAAGAACCCAUAAACUGGAGCGAGCAACUUCCAUGUACUCAUGACACGGCGUUUUCACGGACCAGUUUACUUUUAGAACGGUUUUGGCGCGAAUUGAGAAUAUCUUUUAAGUCCCACAAAGCAGUCAGCAAAACCUACAGACCUAGAAAUGAUAUUUUUUCGUUUUAAUGACGUUAUGUUUUCCUUUUUGAUAUCUUAUAUUUCGAAUGCGCUCAUAGACGUGGCGGAGAUUCCAUUUUCGCGGGAAAAAGUGCCCUAAAAUGUCUCUAAAAAUAAACUGGUCCGUAAAAACGCCGUGACAUAGGCCAAGUAUGGGAGUUGCUCACUCCCAGUUAUGGGCUCCUGGUCAGUGUUAGUCUGCUCCACAGCCGUUCUUUGUGUCGUCACGCAAUGCUCCUUCACAAAGAACGGCUUUGAAGAAGAAUAGGUCACUGCUGAAUUGGAUUGCAUUAAAGACCUCUAAUAGUAGCUUGCGCCUCAGACGAAUAAAACCCUGGUUAAGCGCGUCUGCGAAACAGCCCCGAAUUUCGUGUUCUGGGCCCCCAGCUGUGUACCAGGAUUUGAGUGCGCGCAAAGACUCCUGUAGUACACGUCAUGAUCGGUCUGUUAAAAAAGCCAUUAUCGAUGAGCCAAUCAGGAUGAAAGGAAAUUCGAAACUCUGGAUUCCAGGUCGGUUAGGCCUGUCGAUUGACUCAUUUUUAGGCAGAUAACUUAAAACUUAACUUGCACGUUCUAAGUGUUUUAAAAUUGAAAUAUAUUUUCUGCUAUUAUCUUGUGCAAAAGCAAUUUGUUUGGACCGCAGAGCUUUUAUACGUAAAGAAACUUCAGUUUCAUCGUGUUUUCUCUUCCUUCUGUUUUCAGUUGUUUACUUUCUCAUUUUGUUAUUUCUGUAGACAAACCAGCAAGGCACCAAGAACGUUGUAGACAGCUUAGCACCAAAUCAGCAGCUAGUUUACGCAUCCACCGGCUCAUGUUACGGAGCUGUGCUCAAUGGUCUGUGCGCGGAAGACACACCCAUCUCACCUUUGACGCUCUAUGGAAGUACAAAAGCCGCCGGAGAAAGGAUGGUCAUACAGGCUGGUGGAGUGGCACUUCGUUUGGCAACAGUGUUUGGGGUGUCCCCCCGGCUUAGGCUUGAUUUAUUGGUGAAUGAUCUCACUGAAAAGGCUGUGAGGCUGAGACAUUUUGGUCUUUAUCAGGGGGAGUUCCGACGUACUUUUCUCCACGUCAAAGACGCUGCCAAGGCGUUCGUGUUUGCAAUGGAAAAUUACAAGCGAAUGGCAGGACAGGCAUUUAACGUUGGGGACGAAAACAUGAAUUUAUCCAAGUCUGAUGUGGCUCGUAUCAUCCAACAGUGCGUGCCGGGUUGUGUUAUCACAGAAAACACCACGGGGGAGGAUAAAGACAAGAGAGAUUAUGAAGUAUCAUACAAGAAGAUCCAAGCUCUGGGCUUCCAUGCUACCAUCUCAGUAGAGGAAGGGGUACAGGAGCUUUUGAAACUUCUACCAUGCCUAAGCAAUGACGAGAUAGAAAAAGCUAGAAAUGUAUAA
This is a messenger RNA of Porites evermanni, 2691 nucleotides long. NCBI's taxonomy places the organism in Eukaryota, Metazoa, Cnidaria, Anthozoa, Scleractinia, Poritidae. The record is from the annotation of a GenBank genome assembly.